AUGAUCGCUGGGAUGAAGCUCCGCAAAGCCGACUCGUUCCAGUUGGCCCAUCUUUCCGUCCAAGUAGACUCGCGAUGCUUCUAUUCAUUACCACCUAAGAUCCAGCAGAAACUCUUCUCCAAAGAAGAACGGAGUUGGUUUCACCAAACGCAGUUUGAAGCUCGGUUCUUCGAUGCUGCCGUUGAAGCGCCUUACCCGCUAGAGAAAGCAAGCCGUUCCUGGCAUCAGCGUCCUGAAAUUCAGCCCUCGGACAGAAACUCUACUACGACCUCACAGUCAUCCACCUUAUACUUCGACUUCUCGGAUUCGGAUUCCAGCUCUGAUACCGACAUGGACGACUCGCUCUAUGAUACUUCCGUUGGCGUUUCAAGUCGCAAACCGACAUCGGCAGUGUCGCGUCAAAAAGCGCAACCCUUGCGACGGUCGUCGACGUUUCCGACAGCGCCGAUGAAUAUCACGGCUCGUAAUUCAAGUUCUCGACCCUCAUCGAGCCAAAGUCAAGCCCAUAUACCUCGAUGUUCCACAUCCAGUAUCGAUCCAUCGGCGCAAUAUUAUCAGGACCCUGAGGCCCGCCUAAAACUGCGGCUCUACCUGGCCUCACCGCAAAACUUUGAUGAAGCUGUUGAGUUUGGUUUCCCGGCUCUAAACAAUGAGAGAAUCAUGCCAGUCGAGCGGGCACCAGCUGAGAUUGAAACGAUGCCUCAAACAUUUAUCGGCACGUUCCUCGACGACGAGGACACGUCAGUUCCAGACGAACAGUGCGAGAAGCGAAUGCACGUAUCUCAAUUAUCAUAUGUCAUGCAAAGCUCUCGCUCAUCACCCCUUGAAUGCCUAGAUCCAAGACACCAGCCAUGGCUGUUACCACCAAGGUCUGGAAACAAGCAGUAUCCAGGUAGUGACCGCGAAAUGACUCUGAAGAUGACGCUAACGAGACCCGACCUUCGGACGACCGUGCCACCACCCAAGGUGGACCCACUGAAGCUGCCACUGGAGGAUAGCGCUUCCCACUUAUGGGGAUCUAGUGAGGACGAACAAGGCUUGAUGAGGAAAAUGUGGCAUAGUGCGUAUUCGAGCUCGACCACUCGAUUCUUCCUCCCUCCCGCAUCAUCCAAACGUCAUCGGAGUACCAGCUCUUCACCGAAGCAUAACCUUUUGAGCUGCCUGCUAUUGGCACUCAUUGCACAGCGCGGUGCUGCAAAGCCGAGUCUGCCAAAAAUUGCACCCCCAACUAAGAUCGCUCAUAAGCCGAGCUCCCUCUUCUACUUCGAGGACACUGACAUUGUUCUCAUGAACACGGUCAAUGGCGAUCUGCUUAGGUCAGUCGAUGCAGGUGAAACUUGGUCAGUUGUCGAGGGCAGCGAUGGUGGCAUGAAACAUCAUGUUCUUUUGAUCAGACAGCACCCGUAUGACAAUAAAAAGGCCUACGCCUUGGGGCCCAGUGGCCGCCACUGGGUUACAACGGAUCAAGCGAAAACAUGGGAAUCAUUCAAUAUUGCCGAGUUUCCGGCGAUAAGGCACUACCCCCUAGUGUUCCAUGGCGGGGACUCCAGCAAAGUCAUAUUCCAGGGCGAGGAAUGCGCAGGCCGCUAUUGCAUUGUACGGUCAUACUACACGACAGACGACUUCGCUACGGUGAAACUGCUGCGUGAGAGCACUGGUGGAUGUGCUUGGGCUGUGGGUCACCCGCAAUUUGCUGAAGAUCUGAACCUGGCCGAUGAGAUCAAGGACCGUUCGCUCUGUGUCGUCUCAGGUUUGAAAGUGCCGCUUCCACACGCUAAUCGUCUUGUAUACUCUGAUGACUACUUCAGGAGCAACGCUGAAGGCACGGAGACCAAGCUCCGAGAAGGACGACCUGUGUCAGGGGUCAUUAGCACCGCUGCAGUUAAGAAAUUCAUCGUAGCGGCGGCCAAAUCUAAAGGGACCGAGGAACUCGCCUUGUACGUGUCGGUUGAUGCUAAGACCUGGCACCGCGCAGAGUUCGAUGGCCAUCGAAUAGAGGAGGAUGCGUACACGAUGCUAGAGAGUACAAAUUACAGCCUUCAGGUGGAUGUUCUGACUAGUCCAAGAAGUGGCAUGGGCGUGCUUUUUACUUCAAACUCAAAUGGCACCUAUUUCACCCGCAAUAUUGAACACACUAAUCGUAACUCGGAAGGAAUGGUCGACUUUGAGAAAAUUGCUGGUAUCCAAGGGAUUGUGCUAGUCAACACGGUACAGAAUCCAAAGGAAGUCGAAUCUGGCUCCGCCAAAAAGAAGAUUAUCAGCAGAAUUAGCUUUGAUGACGGCAGGACUUUUCAGCCCUUGAAGGCAGACGGGGAAAACCUGCAUCUUCAUUCUGUAACUGCGCUUACAAAUAUAGGGCGGGUGUUCUCAAGCCCAGCACCGGGGCUAGUGAUGGGAAUAGGAAACACAGGCAAUCAUCUCCAAGAUUACGCUGAAUGCAAUCUUUAUAUAUCUGAUGACGCUGGGGUGACAUGGCGGCGUGCUAUUAAGCAUCCCCACAAGUAUGAGUUUGGGGACCAGGGCGCUGUUGUUAUAGCGGUGCGUGAUGAGGGUAAAGUGGACAAGAUCAACUACUCCCUUGAUCAUGGCAAAGAAUGGGCGUCUGUCGAGCUCCAACAUAAGAUUUACCCCACAAUGGUUACCACCACACCCGAUUCCACAAGUUUGAAAUUUAUUGUUGUUGGCUCCUUAAAGGAAGAUAAAGAUGGUGAAUAUGUCAUAUACUCAAUCGACUUCGAUGGCCUCCAUGAGAGGAAAUGCGACGAGGAAGACUUUGAGAAAUGGCCGGCUAGGCUGGGCGAAGAUGGCGAGCCCGAUUGCUUGAUGGGUCAUAAACAAUUUUACAGGCGCAGAAGAGCCAACGCAAACUGCUUUGUGGAUGAGGAAUUCAAGGACCCUGAGCCGAUCUUUGAAGCAUGCAAGUGCACAGCAGAGGACUUCGAGUGUGAAUACAGGCGCACCGAAGAUGGGAAAGGAUGUGUCCCUCCCUCCCCACUCAGCCCCCCGGAAGGCGAAUGCAAAACACCCGAUGAUAAAUUCAUGGGCCCAUCGGGCUGGAGGCUCAUCCCAGGAAAUGCUUGCAUCCGAGAUGGUGGCGAAAAUUUAGACAAGGAAAUCGAAAGAUCUUGCAAGGACGCAGGUGGUCCAUCAAACGACGGCAAAAUUGGGGUAACUUUACAGUUGUUUGAGGCAAGAGACUACGCGCAGUACUACUACUUAGAACGCCAGUCCAGUAGCUCCGGCAGUGACGAAACCAUCAUAAUGUUAAACAGUGAGCAGGAAGUCUAUGUGACGCAUGAUCAUGGCAAGACAUGGGAAAGACCGCUUAAGGGAGAAAAGAUUGCCAGAGUCUAUCUACACCCUUAUAGCAGCGACGUGGCCUUCCUUCUUACCGAUGGCAAAGAGGGCUUUUGGACUGAAGAUCGUGGCCAUACUUUCAAACCAUUUCAGGCUCCGGCUCCACCCACUCAAGAUCGCUUCCUUCAAACUAUGGCGUUCCACCCAGUGCACAAAGAUCGGUUAAUCUGGACCGGCGCUGUGGGUUGCCACUCCGGUGACUGCCAUUCUGACGCUUUUAUAAAGAAAGGGCAUGGUAAGAACUGGGAAGCUUUACUGAGCUAUGUUCAGAAAUGCGAGUUCGAAAGUCGAGAAACCCGGCCAAACAGUUCAAACCUUAUAUACUGCGAGCGAUUUGAAAAGCAGAGCAAGAAUGGUCGACUGCAACUGUUGUCAAGCGAUGAAUUUUUCAAUGACAAUGAGGUCAAAUUCGUCGAUGUCAUAAACUACGCUACAAUGUCGGAGUUCAUCAUUGUAGCAUCGCGGCAGCCAGAGAACCCCGAUUCAUUGGUAGCUAGUACGAGCGUCGACGGCAGGACUUUUGCAACAGCACAGUUCCCGCCAAACGUUCAAGUGCCUGUUCAAACCGCCUAUACCGUUCUCGAAAGCUCAACGCACGCUGUUUUCCUGCAUGUGACGGCGAGCAGCACAGAAGGGGCCGAGUAUGGCCCUAUUAUCAAGAGUAAUAGCAAUGGAACAUCGUACGUUCUUAGCAUCGAUGCAGUUAACCGAAACAGUCUGGGUUAUGUCGAUUUUGAGAAAAUGCAGGGCUUAGAGGGGGUGGCUGUUGUAAAUGUUGUCAGCAACGUGGCUGAAGUCUCGAAAAAAGCGCCAAAAAAGCUCAAGACUAUGAUCACUCAUAAUGAUGGAGCGCAAUGGAUGUUACUUCCCCCUCCAGCCAAGGACGCGGAUGGCAAGAGCUUUGGCUGUUCGGUCGAAACAGGUAAAGGCACAGAUGACUGUUCACUUCAUCUUCAUGGCUAUACAGAGCGCAAAGACGAACGGGAUACUUUUGCUUCCGGGUCAGCAAUUGGUCUGAUGAUGGCCGUGGGUAAUGUGGGUGACCAUCUAGCCGGUGGUGAUGAAGCGGAUACGUUCAUCACAGUCGAUGGUGGAAUCAGCUGGAACCUCGAUGAGGGCGAUACCUGGGAAGAAUUUCAAUUUUCGGAUGUAGAAGUGCGGAUCAACGAUAUCUCAACCUUGCCAUCCGAUACCUCUAAGAACUUCCUUCUUUGGGCUAGAGUAUCGAAUUCUGAAGUUCAAGAUAAGUUCGCCACGUUCAACAUUGACUUCAGCGGAAUUCGCCCGAGACCAUGCUUGUUGGAUGAACACCAAGGCGAUAAUGAUGAUUAUUAUAUUUGGGAGCCGAAACACCCUUUCCAGGAGAAUAAUUGCCUGUUUGGUCACAGUGAACAAUAUCAUCGCAAAAAGCCGUCAGCCCAAUGUUGGAACGAUUGGCGAGAAUCCCACGUCCACAGCAUAGGAACGAACUGUACAUGCACGAGAGCUGAUUAUGAAUGUGAUUACAACUAUGAACCUCAGAGCGAUGGUAGCUGUGCUCUUGUUCCCGGACUUCCUAAGCCGGAUGCCGUGGAAGUCUGUAAAAAGGAUCCUGACACAAUCGAGUAUUGGGAGCCAACCGGAUACCGCCGCAUUCCACAAACAACAUGCCAGGGCGGUCUAAACCUGGACCAUUUUGUCUCCAAACCCUGCCCUAACAAGGAGGAGGAGUAUAAGCAAAAGCACGGCAUAAGUGGCGUGGGUCUGUUCUUUGCCAUCGUGACCCCUCUUGCUGCGGCAGGAGCUGCUGGUUACUAUGCCUAUAGCAGGUGGGAUGGCAAGUUUGGGCAAAUUCGCCUUGGCGAAGAUGCCGGCACUUCGCGAAGCUUCCUGUCGCGAGACUCAUUGUUUGUCACGGUGCCAAUUGCGAUUGUGGCAGGCAUCGUGGCCGUUGCCAGCGCUCUUCCGCUUUUAGUUACAAGUUUGUGGCGGAGUGCCAGUGGAUUUAUUCGCCUUGGACGAGGCAGGGGUUAUUCAAGGCCCUACGCAUCUCGCGGUUCGUUUGCAGCGCGCCGAGGUGAUUAUACUAGCGUUGUCGACGAUGAGGAUGAGCUUCUCGGCGUAGAAGACGCCGAAUUGGAUGAAGAUGACGAGGCUUGA
This is a messenger RNA of Aspergillus nomiae NRRL 13137, 5496 nucleotides long. Its product is annotated as vacuolar protein sorting/targeting protein 10. Gene Ontology annotation, cellular component: Golgi apparatus; membrane. The record is from RefSeq and is a predicted model, not a curated record. The transcript has 7 exons. Gene Ontology annotation, biological process: Golgi to vacuole transport; protein targeting to vacuole; Golgi to endosome transport. Lineage: Eukaryota; Fungi; Ascomycota; Eurotiomycetes; Eurotiales; Aspergillaceae. The coding region runs from base 1 to 5496 and encodes 1831 amino acids. Gene Ontology annotation, molecular function: protein binding.